AACAACUACAAGAAGAGCUUGCUACAAAGCAAGGAUUUAAACGUACACUAAAUUGGAUUCAACUACUUGCUGUAGGUCUUGGUACUAUUAUUGGUGCCGGGAUAUUUGUAUUAAGUGGACAAGCUGCUGCAAAAUAUUCUGGUCCAUCAAUCAUCAUUUCAUUUGUUAUAACAGGCGUUAUUGCAUUAUUGUCAUCUUUGUCAUUUUCAGAACUAGGAACAAUGAUGCCUAGUUCUGGAUCAGUUUACAUAUAUGUUUAUGUAGAAUAUUUAGCAUGGUUUAUUGGAUGGAAUUCAGUGAUACUUUAUCUGUUUAGUGUUUUGACAGUAGUAGUUGCUUGGAGCAAGCAUGUUGUUUUAUUUAUUGAUAUUGUAUCUGAUUAUAAUGUAACAAGCAUGAUUAUCGAAUCACCAGUGGCUUGGAACGAAGACACGGAACGUUUUUUUAUCACCGGUCAAGUGAUUAAUUUACCUGCUAUUGCAAUUACUAUUGUAAUUACAAUUCUUCUUAUUAGUGGGAUUCGUCAAACAGCUACAGUCAAUUCCGUAUUAGUUGUGAUUAAAAUUAUUAUAAUUUUAAUCUUCAUUUUCACCUGUUGUAAUUAUGUUAAUCGCAAUAAUUAUUAUCCAUUUUUUUCACUAAAUAAUGGUUCAUCUAGUGGACAUGGUGUAGCAGGAAUGCUGCAAGCAUGUACUUAUGUUUUCGUUGCAUAUGUAGGUUUUGAUUCAAUAUCAACAGUAGCACAAGAAGCAAAGUCACCAGAGACAUCACUGCCAAUUGCCAUUAUUGGAUCAACAAUUAUUUCAUUGCUACUUUAUGUUGGAAUAUGUACUGUGAUGGUUGGACUCGUUCCAUGCAACUUAUUAGACAGAGAUAGUCCUCUUGCUGAAGCAAUAAAAACUACACCUUAUGGUCUUUGGUUAUCAAUUAUUAUGAAUUUAGGUGCUAUUGCUAGUUAUACAACUGUAGCAUUGAUGGGAAUGCUCUCACAGACUCGAAUAUUUUAUGCAAUGGCUAAUGAUGGUUUACUACCACCAAUCUUUGCUAAAAUUCAUCCCCAGAGGGCAACUCCAUGGCUUUCUAUAUUAAUUAUCGGUGCAUUUUGUGCUAUUUUUUCGGGUAUUUGCCCAGUAGAUAUUCUUGACGAAACAACCUGCAUUAGCGCUCUAAUUACAUAUAUUUUUGUACAUAUUACAGUUAUUGUUAUGCGGUAUAUACAUAGAGAUAUUCCACGACUAUUUGAGGUACCACUUGGUUCAUGGUUUAUUCUUACUAUAGGUUCCUUACUUUGUAUUCUUCUUAUCAAAGAUAUACCAUCGGUAGCAGGUUAUCGAUUUCUUGUGUGGACAGGAUUAGGUCAAAUUAUAUAUUUUUCCUAUGGUUUUUGGCACUCUAAACAACGAAAAUUAAGAAAAAUUACAUCUAUUGCAACUGCACUCGAACUUCUACCGACAGUAGCAAAUGUUACAGAACAAUAUACACAAAACGGACUUGAGUCUGAAUCAGCCAAUGGGAAUACUGAAAGUGCAGUAUAA
Messenger RNA from Rotaria sordida, 1535 nucleotides. The record is from the annotation of a GenBank genome assembly. NCBI's taxonomy places the organism in Eukaryota, Metazoa, Rotifera, Eurotatoria, Philodinida, Philodinidae.